CAUCAACAGUCACUGAAAGGGAGCGCCAGUUGGACACACAUGCUGUCGUCGUACGAGCAAGGCCGUCGCGCCAACAUUGCUCGCAACAAAGAGAUGCUAGAGUCACUGGGCAUCGACAAGUCCGAGAAGAAGGUGCCAGUGAGGCGGUCACGCAAGAAAUCAUUGCAGCCACAGCGGCGGUCGUCCCGUGUCGGGGCCGUGUCGGACGUGCGGGCGAAAAUCUUGCAGGCCAUGGAAAGCCUCGAAGAGAAGUAUGAGCGCGAGCAGAGGCAGCUCUUGCGACGUAUCCGCGAAGACUCGAAGAACGAACGACGAGAACUCAACCAGAUGCGUCGUGCAGAGUUGGAGCAGCGACGGAUGGCCAAGCUGAUCAAGGCCGAGCAGAAACGCCUUGCAAAAGAAGAGCGAGCCGCGGCCAUUGUCGAAUUGAGGAGUCUUCGGGAGGAACAGAUGCGGCUGGCUAAGUUAGACGAAGAACGGCGGCGGAACGUCGUGAAGUUCAAACUUCCCGUGGACCUCAGGCGCCUCGUAGCAACCUCUCGCCAGUGGUCAACUGUUGCCAAUGGUGAGGAAAGGUCACUCAACCAUGCCACGAACUCCAUCCAAGAGGAGCAGGAACUGGACGAACACGUCAAGUCCAACUCUAGCAACAGCAAUAACAAUGCCUUGAGCAGCGACGACGACGACAAUCUAUCUAGUGACUCGAGCAUCGACGAAGUGAGCGACGAAGAGUUCAACGAAUUGAGUGGCGAAGACGACGAAAGCGGAGGCGGUGACAGUGACGUCAGUUACAGGGCAUCAAGGCGGCCACAGGCCAAGUCGACGUCUUUCUCCAAAGAUGAUACACGAGCUGGUCCCGAUCGUUCCCAACCAUGGCUAGCAGUGUCAUCCAAACCCAAAUCCACGUCUCGGCUUCUUGUCAAGCUCAACCAUUCCCAACCUCGCCCCCGCAUGAUUUACCAACGCCGCGCCGCACCUUCCUCUCCAGCGACCGACUCGCCGCCAUCGUCCUCGUCCUCAGGGCCAUUGGUGGUCCGAUUCAAUAGGUCGCCAGCAGCAUCCGUGCCUCGCAAGUUGAUCCGCCCCACCACGUCGUUGCCCCCCGACGAACCGCAUGCAAAGCGAAAUCGGUUUUUAAUACCGCCCAAGGCACUUCCGCGGGACGAUCAUCCUUGUUACCAAGUACACUUGGGAAAAGGCGUGCAUGGGCUGUGCAUUGAUUUGGACGUUGUGGACGGCAAAUCAGUUACAGUAACUGGCUUUCGCCAGCCUUUACCAGGCGUCCAGGGACCGGCGGAAGCAUGCGGCCAGAUCGAAAUUGGCGACGAGCUGAUCGCCGUCGAUGGCGACUUGAUCGGGGGCCCCGCGGGGUUCAAGCGGUUUGUACCCGUGCUGAAAAGCGGCCUUAGCGUCACACUGCGCUUCCGCAAACCUACCCGUUGAGAUCGUAGUAUAUAGUACUAGUAUACGUGAGUGUGUUGAAUUACUGUGACUAUUUUAGUUGGAGGAAUUGCUCGACAACGUGUAAAGUAUAUAUGUAUGUCCUUGUUGCUGAAAUUUGGGCCCG
Aphanomyces astaci is the source of this 1567-nucleotide messenger RNA. RefSeq lists its product as hypothetical. The coding region runs from base 40 to 1443 and encodes 467 amino acids. Lineage: Eukaryota; Oomycota; Saprolegniomycetes; Saprolegniales; Verrucalvaceae. The transcript has a single exon. The record is from RefSeq and is a predicted model, not a curated record.